Molecule: messenger RNA, 1055 nt
Organism: Ctenocephalides felis (cat flea)
Lineage: Eukaryota; Metazoa; Arthropoda; Insecta; Siphonaptera; Pulicidae
Product: cytochrome P450 4C1-like
Exons: 7
Coding region: 32-1042 (336 amino acids)
Molecular function (GO): monooxygenase activity; oxidoreductase activity, acting on paired donors, with incorporation or reduction of molecular oxygen; heme binding
Source: RefSeq, a predicted model, not a curated record
CCAAAAGGACUCAACGGACGUCAACUCAAUAAUGGCUGAUGUCGCAUUGAAUAAUAUAUGCGAAACUGCAAUGGGAACAAAUUUAAAAGCUGUCAUUGACUCUGAUUCUAUUGACUACAAGUGCUCAAUUUUCAGGUGGAGUCAGUUAUUCGUGUAUCGUCUUCAAAGAUAUUGGCUUCAUCCAGCCGUGAUCUACAACUUAACGCCCAUGGGCUACCAAAUGAGAAAAGUUCUCAAAAAUUUGCAUUCAUUCACUAAAGGUAUCAUAACUGAUAGAAAAAAGAAAUUGAUGACAAAUGUAUCAUUGAAUGCAAAAACAAGUGAUGAUGAAGACAAAGAUGAGUUCCACGUUAAGAAAAGAAUGGCUAUGUUGGAUUUGCUACUAUCUGCUGAAGCACGUGGCGAAAAUAUUGAUGAAAAUGGAAUUCACGAAGAAGUUGACACGUUUACUUUUGAAGGACAUGAUACAACGUCAAUGGGUUUAAUUUUCACACUACUAUCGUUGGCGGAUAAUCCCGAUGUUCAGCGCAAAGCUUAUGAAGAAAUUGCAGAAGUAUUUGGAGAAGAUGAAAUGCCGGCAACAAUUCAGGAUUUGCAAAAAUUGACUUAUUUAGAUAGGUGCAUUAAAGAGACUUUAAGGCUUUAUCCAAGUGUUCCUUUUAUUUCAAGAGAUUUAACUGAACCAUUAGAUUUAGUUGAUUGCAGGAUACCGGCCGGUCAAAUAAUAAAUGUUCACAUAUUUGACUUACAUCGGGAUCCAGAUAUAUACCCGAAUCCGGAAAUGUUCGAUCCUGACAGAUUUUUACCAGAAGAGUGUGCCAAAAGACAUCCUUUCGCAUACAUUCCUUUCAGUGCAGGACCGCGCAACUGCAUAGGUCAAAAAUUCGCUAUGCUGGAGCUCAAGUCUGUGGUUUCGACGAUUUUGCGUCAUUAUACGUUGGAGGCGAUAACUAAACCAAAGGAUUUAAUAUUUGUGAUCGAUAUUAUUCUUCGCACGGAUCAUCCCAUCAAAAUCAAAUUUAGAAAAAGACGACCUUUAUAAGCUGUUUCUAAUC